AGAAUGGCGACCCGGUCCAGAUUCUUGGAGAGAAUGGCGAGACGAUCGAAAUGCUCGAUCAAGACCGGAGACCGAUUCAACUUCUGGACAAGCAAGGCGAUCCGAUCCGUCUGAUCGACGAUUUCGAAGAUACCAUUCGGCUAGUCUCCAAGGCGGGACAGCCUCCUCGGAUCGAGAAUAAAGAUGGAGCAGCGAUAAAGAUUGGUAUCCAAGAUGGCAAACCAGUGGGUGUCCGACUCGAAGAACAGAAUUCCUGGAGGCGGAUGCCAGAUCUCAAGCCCGAACGAGUUAGGAUACGUGUCGGUGAAGUCGAGAAGGAACAGAGUCGAUAUCAUGGAUUCGGAAACAGAGACUGAAGGCAACAAUGUGGAGCGCCGGGCAAAGGUCGGAUUCAAGGUGGCGGAAGGAGAAGAACCAUCGCCAGAGUCCAAGCGGAGGAGAGCAGCUCAAGCUACUAGUGAGGCGGCCGGUACGACUGCAUCUCGGAAGCGUACAGUGGUCGAGUUGGACGCGGAGGACGAGAAGAGGCGAGGCGAUGAUCCUGCUGCCGAGAAAGAAGAACGUGCGAGAACGCCGAAAGACAAAGCGAAGGAGAAAGCCACCGAGCCUGGGAUAAGGAUCGUCAAGAAGGACGAUAAGGUGGUAGUCGAGGCAUUUGAAUUCGCGGGAGAACCCGAAAUUAUCGACGAGACAACGGGCAAAGCAGGCAAGAAGAAGAAGAGCGUCAGAAAGGUCAAGGUGGCCAAUGGAGAGACGGUGAUGAUUGCAGAUACCGAUGAGGAGGAAGCUGCGAAACCUUACAAAAAGAAAGACAAGUCUAAGAGAGUCAAGGUUGUCAACGGCCAAACAUCGAUGCUUUCUGACGGCGAUGAUGAGCGCGAGGUCAUAGAUGAGCGGACUGGCAAGCCUAUCGGGAAGAAGAAGAAGAGGCUCAAAAAAGUCAAGGUGGUCGGCGGUCAGACAGUCACCACCACCGACACAGACGGUGAGGUGGAAGUAGUCAAUGGUAAGAAGAAGGGUCGGAAAUCCGCCAAGGAAUCAACAUCAGACAGCAAGCUAGAGGACAGGCUUCAGGAACUGGAAGAUGCGCGGGACUCCGACAUGAUCGCAGCUAGAAAAGCUCGAAGAGAGGAGAGGUUGAGACAACGUUUAGACCCAGAGUCGGAUCAGGAUACUACUCCCAUGAAGAGAUCCGCUCGGAAGCGUCGAGACUUGGCGGCUCAGCAGGACUACGAUGAUGACGAUAGUGGUGGCCAGAAUCAGUCAAGCUCCAGGCUCUCGCGAUCGAGGAAUGCUCCCACAAGAGACGAUCCCAAUGCUCCCGAUUACUAUCGUGCACCCCAGCAGCAGGUGCAAGCACAAGCUCCACCGAUUCCAGCGGCAGCGACGCAGUAUCAACCUGUACCGAUGCCGAUGGCAAUGCCAGCAUCAGCGCCAAGUCAACCAGCUUAUAUUCCAUCUGCACCAGCUGCAGCACCCAGCGCACCGGCCGCGGCCGCGGCUCCCGUUCCCGUCAUCGUUCAACAAGGUGGAGGACCGGUUCCGAUGCAGAUGCCAACGCAGAUGUACACCACCCCGAAUAAUGGCUCGGGACAAAAUAUACCAGUUGGUCAACAAGCCGGCCCUUCUCGUCCUCCGGAGGAGCCUACUGUGCCUAUCAGCUCAAUGUCGAACCAGAAGCCAAAAGCCAAAUCAGUCGUAGUGGAAACAGAGUCUGAGGCAGAGGCAGAGGAGAAGUCUGCAUUCAAGGGAAAAGGUCACAAGUUGGGUAAGAAACCAGACGACAAACCACCCGAAGCUCCACCUCUCGAAGUCAAAAGAGAGGCGACUCCGACCGCCCCAGAAGUCGAGAGUCCACCUCUGACGCCGCUAUCCUCUCUGCCGUCAGCCCCUAUUGAUGGCGCGAGACCAGAACAGCUGGAGCUGGAGCCGGUAACUGAUUCCGACGACGACCUAGAGACCAGACUGAGACAGAACGACCCGAAAAAAUACGAACAGUUCAUGGCAGCUGAAGCAGAACGUCGAAGAGAAGUACCGCGAGUGGUGGAGGGCGGACUCAAAGAAGGUCUGUCAGACUCCGUCGGACCAGAUAACACAUUUUCGACGCUUCAAAAUAAGCGGGCGACAAACGAGCAAAUGACGAUGGCCCAGGAGGAAGAUCCUACCGAUUAUCGAACCGGAGGGAACAACAAAGCAUGGGACGAGGAGUAUCGACGUGGAGAAAGCGCACCCACGGGUCGGAUCACCAAUACUCAAUUUGACAAGGGUGAAGGGGUGAUACCGGACGAUACAGCCAUAUCAGAAAGCAGCAGGGACACCGAACGAGCUACGAAGGAUACUCCUCUCACAACAUCACUAGACGCGCCAGAUCUGCGGACUGCAAAGUCCGAUCCUCUUCCAGUACCGAUGGAUCAGGAAUCAAUCGAGUCAUCUCAGCAGCAAUGGAAGGAUAGUCGACCGUUGGGAAAUAUCAAGCCAGAGCAGAACCGGAUCGACAAGAUGGAUCUGACACUCAAGGACAGGCCACAGGAAGCGUGGAGGGAUUCAGGACCACAGAAGAAGGGCAAGGAGAAAGACGACGGCCAAAGAAAUUCGCGUAUCGGGAUCCCGAUUGCAGAGAAGUUAUCUGACGAAGCCUGGCGCGAGGAAAGACCAUCGCCUACGAAGCUAUCAGGAGGCAAGCCGAGCCUAUCAGAUUCGUCGACGGCCGCAUGGGAGGACGAGCAGAGCUCAGGGUCCAGAAUAGACCAAAAGGCAACUGUCGGGUUUAAGUCGGACGCAAUCAACGAUACAGAUCAACGUUCGGACCGAGCUUGGCGCGAGGUCAAGCCUUCUCCAAUAGAGACGUCUCACGAGAUCCCGGAACUGGCCGAAUCACCGGGACGCGAAUGGAGGAAGAAGAGGCCUCUGUCAGCCGAGAGGGACACAUUCACAGGCGUGGAAGGACGGAAAACAGUCAAUCAGGGUGGCAUGAUGCUUGCUUCGUCGAUCGACCGGUCGAAAGUAGAAGCUGGCGAGACGCCAGGCGGAUCGCGAGGAUCGAAAUCGAGCCCACCAGAAGGGAAGAUAAUGGAUCAGCCGGCAUCGGAUCUGGGCGGAUCUCUCGAUUCCAAGCAUCAAAAGGAGAAGCCUUUGCGGACUGAUGAAAACGAAGUAGCAGAGCAGCAGGCCGUGCUGCAGACCGGGUCGCAGAAAGCUGAAGCUUCAGGCAGAACAGCGCCGCCUUCGGCAGUCUCUGCCUCAAAACACGAAGAGGGCCACAUGCCAUCGGAUAUGGCUUGGCUGGAAGAGAGGCCAUCCCCUUUACGACCCUCGCACGAGGCACCAGAGCUGCCCGAAUCCCCUGGACGCGAAUGGCGCAAUGAACGACCUUCUCCAGUCAAGAGCGAGGCUUCGAUGCCCAUAGAGACCGAUCCAGUCGCUUUCGGCCGUCCUGGAAUGAUGCUGCCUUCCGCUGUUGAUAGGUCCAAAAUUGAGGCAUACCAGCCGCCUUUGGAUUCACCUUCCUGGUCGGAAGAGGCUGGACAGCGCCUCGGUGGAAAGGGCAAGGAGAAGAAUCAUGACCCCUUCCCAGAACUAAUGAAUAUCGAGUCAACGGGACGGGAAACAUCCCCAUUAUCAGGAAAGCAGGCAAAGAACGACGACCAGCCCUCUUUCAAUGCUACGCCAUCAGGUGGGUACGCGUAAGGUGUCUCCGAGUUAAGAGCUGAUGCGCGGCUUUCUCAAGCACUCGAUAAGCGACGGCCUUCCGCCCUGACUCUGAGCCGAGACGACGACAGACCGAUCUCCUUAGC
Kockovaella imperatae is the source of this 3794-nucleotide messenger RNA. RefSeq lists its product as hypothetical. Bases 214 to 3687 code for a protein of 1157 amino acids. The record is from RefSeq and is a predicted model, not a curated record. The transcript is spliced from 3 exons. NCBI's taxonomy places the organism in Eukaryota, Fungi, Basidiomycota, Tremellomycetes, Tremellales, Cuniculitremaceae.